Alternaria burnsii is the source of this 1215-nucleotide messenger RNA. RefSeq names its product rna-3-phosphate cyclase family protein. Gene Ontology annotation, cellular component: nucleolus. The coding region runs from base 1 to 1215 and encodes 404 amino acids. Gene Ontology annotation, biological process: ribosome biogenesis; endonucleolytic cleavage of tricistronic rRNA transcript (SSU-rRNA, 5.8S rRNA, LSU-rRNA). The transcript has a single exon. Gene Ontology annotation, molecular function: RNA endonuclease activity. The record is from RefSeq and is a predicted model, not a curated record. Lineage: Eukaryota; Fungi; Ascomycota; Dothideomycetes; Pleosporales; Pleosporaceae.
AUGGCUCUCGACGAAGCGCUGCAACAGCCCUUGAACUUCACCGGUCAUCGGCACAUGAUCUCUCGCCUUCUCCUGGCGACACUCACCGGCCGACCCGUUCGCAUAUCGCAAAUUCGCUCUUCGUCGACCACACCAGGCUUAACACGCCAUGAGACAAACUUCAUCCGACUGCUCGAUUCGGUGACGAACGGCUCGCAGAUUCAAUUUAGCAUGACGGGUACGACAUUAGUCUACAGACCCGGUCUCAUCACCGGAAGCGCCGAAGGACUGGGAGCCAGCGGAGGCGUAAUCCGGCAUGAGAUACCAGCAGAGUGUAGAAAGAGGGGUGUGAGCUGGUGGCUGGUUCCCCUGUGCGUUCUUGCGCCUUUCAGCAAGGGGAACAUGAACGUCGUCUUCUACGGCGAGGGCUGUGUUACAGCGUCUACAAUCGCCGGCGACAUCUCUGCAGACACAGUUCGCACGGCUAUUCUCCCGCUGUACAAAAACUUUGCUAUCGAGCGGAAUAUCGAGCUACGUAUCCUCAAGCGCUCUUCUGCGCCCGCGGGAGGAAAGGGAGCAGGUGGCGAAGUGCAACUGGUGUUUAACCACCAGGUUCGUCUACCAAAGACACUACAUCUGCUGAAUCCUGGAAGGGUCAAGAAGAUAAGAGGUGUGGCGUACUGUGUCGAGGUUCCUAAAAGUAACAACGAGCGCAUGACCUUUACUGCAAGAGGCAUCCUCAACAAAUUUGUGCCGGAUACGUACAUCUUCUCUGACGCAAGCGCCGCACCUUUAAUACCAACAACCGCCAAAGGCCACUCCAGCGGAAAAGUAAAGGGUGCAGUGGGAUUCGGAAUCAGUCUGGUCGCAGAGACCAGCACGGGAUGCAUAUACUCAGCCGACGUAUGCUCACCACCUGAUGGUGGUGUUCCGGCAGACGAAAUCGGCAAGCAAUGCGCAUACCAGCUUCUCGAGAAGAUAUCACAAGGAGGCUGUGUGGAGAACGUGGCAGCACCCACAGUUCUCAUGCUGAUGGCUAUGGGUAGCGAGGAUGUAGGAAGAAUAGCACUGGGCAAGGACAUUUUAGGCAGCGAGGAAAUCAUACAACUUGCGCGGGAUUCCAAGGUCUUUGGAGGCAGUGCAUGGGGCUUCAGGGAGGCAGGCGGCGAGAAAGAAGAAAUCGUUGUUAGCGUUGUAGGAAGAGGAGUCGGAAAUGUAGGAAGGAAGGUUGCUUAG